AUGGCGACCUGCUCGAGCUUCAACAAGACAAUGAUGUACGACUGCCUCGGCUGCCUAAGAGAUAUCACCCGUGUGGCCAAGUACCACAACUACAUGCUCCGGGCGGCGAUUGGCGUUCUCAGGGGCAAGUACUCGCAUGUCAGGAUCAUCUACGCCGACUUCUACGGCCCGAUCAUCACGAUCCUCCAAAACCCAAGUCGUUUUGUUUUGCCCUCAGUUGCGAAUCGUGCUCAGUUUUGCCCCUAG
Messenger RNA from Triticum turgidum subsp. durum (durum wheat), 246 nucleotides. The record is from the annotation of a GenBank genome assembly. Lineage: Eukaryota; Viridiplantae; Streptophyta; Magnoliopsida; Poales; Poaceae.